Jatropha curcas is the source of this 1270-nucleotide messenger RNA. The record is from RefSeq and is a predicted model, not a curated record. Lineage: Eukaryota; Viridiplantae; Streptophyta; Magnoliopsida; Malpighiales; Euphorbiaceae.
AUCUCACUUCUUUCUCCAAGUUAUGACUAUAAAAACCCCAUCAAAGCCUUCUCUGAAAAUCACUUCUUCACUUGAAAAGCAUUUCUCUUUCAUUACAAAAGAUAUAGAUAUCUUUCUUUUUAUACAAACACAUUUAAAUUUUCAAUGGCUCCUUCAAGAGUUUCAUUACUAUUAUUGCUUGCAUAUUUUAGCUCUUUGAUAUUGGUUGCAUUGGGUGGUAACUUCUACCAAGAUUUUGACAUUACUUGGGGAGAUGGCCGCGCUAAGAUACUCAACAAUGGCCAGCUUCUUACACUGAACCUUGACAAAGCCUCCGGUUCUGGAUUUCAAUCAAGGAAUGAGUAUUUGUUUGGAAAGAUUGACAUGCAACUCAAGCUUGUUCCUGGCAAUUCUGCAGGCACGGUCACUGCCUAUUAUCUAUCCUCAAAAGGGUCUACUUGGGAUGAGAUAGACUUUGAGUUCUUGGGAAAUUUGAGUGGAGAUCCUUACAUUCUUCACACCAAUGUGUUUAGCCAAGGCAAAGGAAACAGAGAGCAACAAUUCCAACUUCUUGAUUCCACACCUAUUCCAUCUCUUUGGACCCCACUGUUCAGCUUCUCCCUUAUGGACCCGAUUAGAGCCUUGGAAUCCGCAGGAGUUCCAUUUCCAAAAAGUCAACCAAUGAGAAUCUACUCAAGUCUGUGGAAUGCAGAUGAUUGGGCUACAAGAGGUGGUCUUGUGAAGACAGAUUGGAGUCAAGCUCCCUUCACUGCUUCUUACAGGAACUUCAAUGCCAAUGCUUGUGUAUGGUCUAAUGGAGCAUCUUCUUGCGGCACAAAUUCUGCAUCUAACACAACUUCUUGGCUUUCGGACGAGCUUGAUUCAACAAGUCAAGAGAGGCUCAAAUGGGUGCAAAAGAAUUACAUGAUCUAUAAUUAUUGCACGGAUGUUAAGAGAUUUCCACAAGGAAUCCCUACAGAGUGCAAACUGUCAUAAUUCAAAACCCAGAUAAUGCAUACACAGUAUAUAUAUCCAUGAGUGUGUUCCAUUAUUUUAUUGUUUUUGUUAUUUGCCAUAGAUAGAUGUCCAUUAUUUGUUUGUAUUUUUUUUCAUCAAUAAAUACGUUUUUGGCAUGCAUAUUAUAUAAUUUCAAAAGGGCAUGUCGGAACAUGGUGGAGCAUAUUACAAAUAUAAAGUAUUCAGACGUCUACACAUUAUUAUUGGGUAAAUGGUUUCGGCUUACGAUUAUUUAGACUCAAUAAUAAAUUGACAUCUGUAAUUUUCAAUUAAA